GGCAAUAGAGCAUCGCCCAUGUUCUUUUAUUCAACUCCAGGGCAGACACAAAUUGCACAGUGCCCAAAUGCCCAAAGUGUCCAAAUGUCAAGACUGCACCUGAUGGUCGAUAUUUUUGGACCUGGCAAGGCUUAUGCUGCUUACACCACGGGCUGAGCUGAACUGGAAUCGAAAAUGAAUUGGGCGUCUUUUUACGCCGUAAUCAGCGGUGUAAAUAGGCAUUCGACAGGUAUUGGGCGCAUCUGGCUCUCUGUCAUCUUCAUCUUUCGCAUCCUGGUUUUAGUAGUAGCUGCUGAAAGUGUAUGGGGUGAUGAGAAGUCUGGAUUCACCUGCAACACCCAGCAACCAGGUUGCAAUAGUGUGUGUUAUGACCAGUUCUUUCCAAUCUCCCAUAUCCGUCUCUGGGCCCUGCAACUGAUUCUCGUCUCAACACCUGCACUGCUGGUAGCUAUGCAUGUUGCUCAUCGCCGGCACAUUGACAAAAAGAUCCUAAAAUUAUCAGGACGAGGUGCCACUAAGGAGUUUGAACAAUUAAAAAAUCAGAAAUUCAAGAUUACCGGCGCACUUUGGUGGACAUAUAUGAUAAGCAUAAUUUUUCGCAUAGUUUUUGAGGUGGCCUUUUUGUACAUAUUUUAUGUAAUCUACCCUGAUUUCAAAAUGGUGCGUCUUGUUAAGUGUGAUUCUUAUCCCUGCCCUAACACAGUGGACUGCUUUGUUUCUCGUCCAACAGAGAAGACUAUUUUUACUGUCUUCAUGCUGGUGGUAUCUGGGGUUUGUGUUUUGCUAAACAUUGCAGAGGUGCUGUAUUUAAUAGGUAGAGCCUGUUCCCGCUACUUGCAGAAACCAGAAGGUGAUCCACAAGGACCAUGGCUCACUCAAAUGCUCUCUCCUUACAAGCAAAAUGAAAUCAAUCAGCUCAUAUCAGAGCAUUCAUUUAAGCCAAGAUUGAAUUUGGCCAGAAAGAGCCCUAUUGACAAAGGGGAGAGAUGUUCUGCCUUUUAGCUGAUACCUUUUGGAAGGUUACACUAAUCAUUGGUAACUUGGAGUUUUAAUAAUCCUGACCAGUAUCAUCUUUAUUCUUAUAUUGGGUUAAUGAUAAAUUGUACAAAAAUGUUGAUUUUUUUAACUUUUUAAGGAGAAGCAAUAAAAAUGGCAAUGGCAAUUAGCAAAAUCUAGGUAUAUUGUCCAAAACAUUGGUUGUGUUCCAAAGUAUAUUUCAUUUUAAGUUGCUUUUUUGUUGUUUGUUUGUUUGAUUGAUUUUUGGGAGACCCUACCAUGAUAUGGUUAAUAUGUAAAAAGCA
Messenger RNA from Tachysurus vachellii, 1301 nucleotides. RefSeq names its product gap junction protein beta 1b (gene gjb1b). The transcript is spliced from 2 exons. Gene Ontology annotation, cellular component: connexin complex. Lineage: Eukaryota; Metazoa; Chordata; Actinopteri; Siluriformes; Bagridae. The record is from RefSeq and is a predicted model, not a curated record. Bases 175 to 1002 code for a protein of 275 amino acids. Gene Ontology annotation, biological process: cell communication.